Canis lupus familiaris (dog) is the source of this 528-nucleotide messenger RNA. RefSeq names its product myosin regulatory light chain B, smooth adductor muscle-like. The coding region runs from base 1 to 528 and encodes 175 amino acids. The transcript is spliced from 7 exons. Lineage: Eukaryota; Metazoa; Chordata; Mammalia; Carnivora; Canidae. The record is from RefSeq and is a predicted model, not a curated record.
AUGGUUGAUGUCAACAAGCUGGACACAGUUCUAGGAAGUAUGGGCAUGAGCCUCACAGAAGAGGAACUUAAAGAUCUGACACAGAAUCUUCCAGAAAAUGUUGACAGGAAAGUUGAUCUGAAACAGGUAAUGGAUGCAGUGAAAUCUUUCACAGGUGAAAAGGUUGAUAUCAAUAACUUGGAAAAUUUACUGAGAAAUAUGGGGAUCGAACUUGCUGAUACAGAAUAUACAAAGCUGGUGAAAGCCCGGCCACUUAGUGCUAAUGGAAAACUUGAUCUGAGUAAAGUGAUGGAUGGAGUAAAAGCUGUUACAGAUGAUGACAAGAUCUUUCAAAACAGGUUGAGAGAAGUUCUGAAGUCUCUAAAAGAUGGGAAGAUCUAUACCAACGACUUGAGUGCUAUACUGGAUAAUAUGGGAGUCAAGAUCUCAAAUAAAGACCUUAAGGCUCUGACUAAAAAUUUCCCUGCUGAUGGUGGGAAGAUUGAUUCUAGUGACCCAGAAGAAUUUCCUGGGAAGCCUGGGGAUUGA